AUGACGUUAAUGAAUGGAAAUGAGAACUCAGCAUCUUAUGACAACUGCACAAAGCCAGCCCAGGUGCAAGCUAUAAUAGGAGAGACAUACUCAACAGUGUCUAUGGCUAUAGCAAAGAGUAUAGGACCUUCCAACAUUCCAUUAUUUCUAGAACACCUCAGAAAGGUGCAUUUCAAAACCAAAGAAGGUGAAGAAGUUUAUUUUGAUCUAAAUGGUGACCCGCCUGCAAAAUAUGAGAUAAUAAACUGGCAAAUAAAUAAAGAUCAUCAAAAUGAAUUUGUCACUGUUGGACUUUAUGAAUCCUCUUUACCUGCUCAUAGUCGAUUAGCAGUAAAUAUGGCCUCGAUUGUGUGGGCACAGAAUAAAACUGAGAUACCAAUAUCAGUAUGCCAUAAGAGCUGUCCUCCUGGCACUAGAAAAGCUGUACAGAAAGGAAAACCCAUCUGCUGCUUUGACUGUAUCCCAUGUGCUGCAGGAGAGAUCAGUAAUAUUACAGAUUCAAUUGAAUGUGAACAAUGUCAGCAUGAUUAUUGGUCAAAUGAACACAAGGAUAAAUGUGUAAAGAAGGAAAUUGAAUAUUUAUCCUAUGAGGAGACUAUGGGAAUUUUGCUGACAGCAGUGUCUAUUUUUGGUGCAUUUAUGACAGUGGUAAUAGCAAUAAUAUUCUUAAGAUAUAAAGAUACACCAAUAGUCAAAGCAAAUAACUCUGAACUCAGCUUUCUCUUGCUCUUCUCUCUGGCUCUAUGUUUCCUGUGUUCACUUACUUUCAUUGGGCAACCUUCUGAGUGGUCCUGUAUGCUGCGUCACACAGCAUUUGGAAUCACCUUCGUUCUCUGCAUUUCCUGUGUUCUGGGAAAAACAAUAGUAGUCUUAAUGGCUUUCAGGGCUACACUUCCAGGCAGUGAUGUCAUGAAAUGGUUUGGGCCUCCACAACAGAGACUCAGUGUACUUGUGUUCACUCUCAUACAGGUCCUUAUUUGUGUGCUGUGGUUAACAAUUUCCCCUCCUUUCCCUUUUAAAAAUCUAAAGCACUACAAAGACAAGAUCAUUCUAGAAUGUCAUUUAGGCUCAGACUUCGGUUUCUGGGCUGUACUGGGUUAUAUAGGAUUCUUAGCCCUUUUGUGUUUUGUUUUGGCUUUUCUGGCUCGGAAGUUGCCUGAUAAUUUUAAUGAAGCUAAGUUCAUUACAUUCAGUAUGCUAAUGUUCUCUGCAGUCUGGAUCACUUUUAUUCCAGCUUAUGUCAGUUCACCUGGAAAAUUUACUGUGGCUGUGGAGAUAUUUGCAAUUUUAGCCUCCAGCUUUGGUUUGCUGUUCUGCAUCUUUAUUCCAAAAUGUUAUGUAAUUAUGUUGCAGCCAGAGAAAAACACUAAAAAGCAAAUUAUGGGAAAAGUCAAGUGA
Clarias gariepinus (North African catfish) is the source of this 1398-nucleotide messenger RNA. RefSeq names its product extracellular calcium-sensing receptor-like. Gene Ontology annotation, cellular component: membrane. The coding region runs from base 1 to 1398 and encodes 465 amino acids. Gene Ontology annotation, molecular function: G protein-coupled receptor activity. The transcript is spliced from 4 exons. NCBI's taxonomy places the organism in Eukaryota, Metazoa, Chordata, Actinopteri, Siluriformes, Clariidae. The record is from RefSeq and is a predicted model, not a curated record. Gene Ontology annotation, biological process: G protein-coupled receptor signaling pathway.